This is a messenger RNA of Sphaeroforma arctica JP610, 366 nucleotides long. RefSeq lists its product as hypothetical. NCBI's taxonomy places the organism in Eukaryota, Ichthyosporea, Ichthyophonida. The record is from RefSeq and is a predicted model, not a curated record. The coding region runs from base 1 to 366 and encodes 121 amino acids. Gene Ontology annotation, molecular function: protein kinase activity. Gene Ontology annotation, biological process: protein phosphorylation. The transcript has 2 exons.
AUGUCCUACAACCUGGCUGCGAGUAUUGCGAGUGGACUAAGACUGGACAUGCCUCACACUUGUGGGGCGGAGAUGAAAGAACUGGUUACGAGCUGCUGGUACAAACACGCCGAAGAUAGACCAAAGUUCGCCGUGAUAGCCUUACGCGUCGAGGAUCUGUUCGAACAAGCGCAACGACUGGUACCAGACUCUGAACCACAUACGCUUGAAAGCAAGGAGAAACAAAUGGAAAAGCUUAAACAGAAAAUUGAUGCCAAAGGUUCGAUUGGCCUCGACGGAUACGAAAGGAUUCACUCGACUGGAUAUGUAGCAGCAGACCAUGUUGUCCAAGGCAACAGUCCAGGUAUGUCCAAUGUUGGAGCUUGA